ACUGUAAGGUCUACACCUGUUGUAUUUGGCGCAUGUGACUAAAUGUGAUUUUAUAAUCACUAGUAGGCAGUCACAUUCUGAAGUUAAAGUGCCUGUUUUCUGAGCCGUUGUCAAUUACUGUAUUAGUCACUUCUGUAAAUCACUUUUGAUGCUAAUACAGGGGUCAAGUGUCUUGACAAUACCUGCCUAUGUAUAAGGCAGUUAUGCAAUUUCAAAUGUUAGUCACUGCAGCUGAGGAAAUGUGGUUUUAGUGGCUAUAGGAGUUUCCUCACCACUCACACAUUGAUUCAAACCUUUCGCUCACCUCUGCCUAAUGUGUUCUCCCAGGCUGCUACCACUAACAUCAAGUCAGCCCUCAGUACCAGCAACAAGAAAACCACUCUAGCUGCAGACUUCCAGUUCCCCCCUGAGACCCUGUCCCAACUCAGCCUCAAACCUGCCAGCACAGUAAGACCUCCUGUACACAACAACCAGCAUCAAAUAAACACAUUUUGGGUGAAAUGAAUGUAACACACACUAGUUGACCCUGUCCUGUGUCUCCAUGGUGAUGUGCUAAAACAAUGUUCAGCCGCUACCAGAUACAGUCAGGCCUUCAUCACCGUAGCUGAUUGGAACUGAUAUGCUGGUGCAACUGAUAAAGUGAAGAUUGUGAUGCCACUGACAUGUGUUCUAUGUCAGUAAACGUGUGUGCUCCAUGUCAGUAAACGUGUGUGCUCCAUGUCAGUAAACGUGUGUGCUCCAUGUCAGUAAACGUGUGUGCUCCAUGUCAGUAAACGUGUGUGCUCCAUGUCAGUUGUGUAAAGAGGGCCAGAAGAAGUUGUCUGGAGAGCUGGAAGGCAUCGGAGACUACGACUACAACAACACCAACGACACAGCCAACUUCUGCCCUGGCCUGCAGGGUGGGGACAGUGAUGAUGGUGAAGGUUUCAGUGGAGGUGCAGAUGACACCCAGCCUUCCGCAGACAGUAACCUCGCCUCCUCACAAGACCAUGACGACGUGUCCACCUAUGGGGAGGACGACCUGGUGCCAGAACCACACCGGGUGAACAAGAUUGAGAUAAACUACGCCAAAACAGCCAAGAAGAUGGACAUGAAGAGGCUUAAGAACAUCAUGUGGAAUCUUCUGACUGACAGUCUGGAAAAAACAGCCAAGCAGGAGAUGGAGAAUGCUGAGACUUCAGAGGUGUCUGGGGAGAAAGUCUUCAGUCAGACCACAAAGACCCUGCUUCAAAGCCUGCCCCCCACCAUGGCUCAGAACCUGUCUGUGCCCCUGGCGUUCGUCGCCCUGCUGCACUUGGCCAAUGAGAAGAAUUUGGAGCUUGUGAAGGUGGACGACAUGUCAGAUAUCGUCAUCAAGCAAGGUCAAUGAAAAGGGCUAAACAAUGGGACUUCAACAGAGACUUGUUUCCUUUUUCUCCUCAAUCUGCUUAUUCUCACCUUUUCUAUGUAUAUGAAGAAUUCCUGGCCAUUCCCGCCAUAUUUAGGUGAAAUAUGUUAUUUCUAGGAAAUGUAUAGUCAG
Molecule: messenger RNA, 1519 nt
Organism: Salvelinus namaycush (lake trout)
Lineage: Eukaryota; Metazoa; Chordata; Actinopteri; Salmoniformes; Salmonidae
Product: condensin complex subunit 2-like
Exons: 6
Coding region: 764-1369 (201 amino acids)
Biological process (GO): mitotic chromosome condensation
Cellular component (GO): condensin complex
Molecular function (GO): chromatin binding
Source: RefSeq, a predicted model, not a curated record